Messenger RNA from Priceomyces carsonii, 1062 nucleotides. Its product is annotated as SDR family oxidoreductase. Bases 1 to 1062 code for a protein of 353 amino acids. The transcript has a single exon. Gene Ontology annotation, molecular function: oxidoreductase activity, acting on the CH-OH group of donors, NAD or NADP as acceptor. NCBI's taxonomy places the organism in Eukaryota, Fungi, Ascomycota, Pichiomycetes, Serinales, Debaryomycetaceae. The record is from RefSeq and is a predicted model, not a curated record.
AUGACAGCAUCUUCAACUAUAUCAGAGGGAUCUACUAUAUUGAUUUCAGGGGCUACGGGAUUUAUUGGAGCACAUUGCGUCGGGCAAUUGCUUCAGAAGAAUUUUAAAGUGAAAGCUUUGUCGAGGUCUCUCGAAAAAUAUGAAAUGUUAAAAGCAGAAGUUCCGGAUACGAAAAGACAUUUGUUAACUUGUGUCCUUCUUUCUGAUAUAUUAAAAUAUGAUGACUUACUAAUAGCUGUCAAAGAUUGUGAUGGAAUUUUACAUUUAGCGUCACCAUUUACUUACAGCGUUACUGAUUUUCGCAAACAAUUGAUGGAACCAGCUGUAAUAGGGACUACCAACAUAUUGAAAGCUGCUUUGUUGGAACCAAAGAUCAAGAAGGUUGUUAUAACAUCUUCCUUUGCUGCAGUCUAUGACUCAAGCAAAGGUGAACAACCAAACACCGUCCUAACAGAAAAGGAUUUUAGCCCGUUGACUUGGGAAGAUGGAAUCAGCACAAAAGAUCCUAAGGUCGCCUAUAGGGCUUCAAAAAUUGUCGCUGAGAGAGCAGCGUGGGAUUUUCUAAAGAGGGAAAACCCCAACUUCAGUAUUUCAGUCUUAUGUCCUACCAUGGUUUUCGGGCCCCUCUAUUCUAUCAGGCUCCUUAAAUCAGUAAGUGAGUUGAAUUUUAGCAAUACUAUAAUUUGGAAGGUUCUAAAUUCUAGCUCAAGUGAAGACCUGAUACCUCCUACUAGGGGACCAGUUUGGGUCGAUGUUAGGGACUUAGCGCUUGCCCACGUUCGGGCUCUCGUUGAGCCAAUUGCUGCUAAUCAGAGAUACUUAGUAUCUGCUGGGAAUUACGACAACCAGGAAAUUGCUGAUAUCUUAAGAGAAGCGUCAGAUUACGCAAAUCUUUGUCAUAUUCCAAUCGGUAACCCUGGAGAAAGACUAGCCAGCACACACUUUGCCACAGAUUCAUCCAAAGCAACUCAAGAAUUGGGUAUUCAAUUCAGGCCAUUAAAAGAUUCUGUUAUAGAUAUUUCAAAACAAUUAUACCAGUUUAUAGAGAAUGAAAUCAAAUAA